UAUCAUCAUGUAUGGUGUGAUCGUGUUUAUCAUAUUUUUAUUCAUUGGAUCGAUUUCAACAAUGAUGAAUAGAGACGCACUGCAUUUGCAUUGUCUUUUUUCAAGAUAUAUGUUCAGAUUUUUCGAGCUGAACGAGAGAAAUUUUGUGCUUAAUUACUAUAAAAACAACGAAGCGAUUUUCGAUGAUAAUAAUGUCAGAACCUAUGGUAAGAUUCUUCAGAGCCACAAAUAUAUUGUGUUGGCCAUGCUUGACGAGUUGAGAAACAUAAAUAGUAAAAUGUAUCCUUCGGAUUUGAUGAUGGUUAAUUUGUAUUUAAACAACAUAACAGGUAGUCUGAACGUGUACAGCCCUUGCAAUCCAAACGAAGGCGAGAAUGUAAAAAAAUAUGACAAAUUUAGCUUGAGAUCAGGGUAUGUAGUCAAUCAUAAAAUGAUAACUGCUACUCUUUUAAAUUUUAUUUACCCUUCUUGUCGUCGUUUUCUGUUUACUUUCCAUAAGCUAAACCCACGGUUUGUACCGUUACGACGUUUAGUUAUACAUUUGUCCAAACUUCUAGUAGAAACCGAUAUUGAAAAGAUACAGCCAUUUUUAAAUGGAAUGAUCUUAGAAGUCGAUGAGAUAUUCCAGCAGACUUUAAAUGAGAAAAAAUUUGAGGAUUUCCUUCCAAAACAUAUGCUGUUUUAUGAUACGAUGUCCGGAUUGUGUAAACGGACCGAUGCGGAAUCAGCAAGUACUUCAGUUAUUGAUGAUGUGUUAAACCUUAUGUGUGAUGUUGUUGUGAAUUCGCAUGUCAAUAAUCAAACUACUGAACAUACCGUUGGUGAUUUAUUGGAUUAUGAGAUAUUGAAUUUCGAUGGUAAUUUCUUGAAAUCUUAUCAACAACAGGUAUUAGCGGCCACAAUACAUCCCUUGUUCAUUUGUGUGCAUAUGUACGUCAAACAAUUCAAUCUAAAAUUUGAUUACGAUAGAAAAAUGAUAACUAAACUAGGUAAUAAAUUGUUGAAAGUCAUUUAUCUUGAUUUAAACCUAGACAUUUAUCCCCAAAAAGUGAAAACGCAUGUAUACAGAAUAGCGGACAAACUAAAAAUAAUUGUAAAUCAUGUAAACUAUAGUAAAUUGAAGACAAAAAACCCCAAUUUAUUAUCAUGCGUUUUAAAUUUAUGUUCAAAACCUAUGUUAUUGAAUCGGUUGAAAUUCGAAAGUCAAGAGAAUGUGAUCGCAGCUUGGUCGGAUGUUGAACAAAUGAUUGUUAAACUCGAAGAUUUCGUUUACCGCGUUUUAAUAUUACAUGAAAACUCAUUUUUGAUUGUAAAAAGAACCAUCGAUCACAGGAAUAUGUUUAGAAAAAUGCCACGGGAUUGCUUUCAGUCGGUCGUAGUUGGAAGUUUGAUUAUAAAUGAUAAUGAAGACUGGUAUUGUCGCCGCUCAAAUCGACUAAUUGAAAUACUUGAUGGUUAUUUAUCAGAUAUUAAUAAUAAAUCGACAACGCGAAUUGAACAUGACAAUUAUACAAUGGAUGAAAUUCAAGAAAUAAUUGAAAAUGAAACGUCUAGUUCAAACUUUAAAUCCAAAAGCAAAUACCUGGAAAGCAAUAAAAUGUCUUCAGGUGAAGUUGGGAGUUCCCGUUACGAGAAACCAACCUUGGUCGAUUGCCGCCGCCGCUCAAAUCGAGAAGUUGAAAUACACGAUGAUUAUUUUUCAGAUAUUGAUAAUAAAUCGACAACGCAAUCUGAAUAUGGCUGUUAUACAAGUGAUGAAAUUCAAGAAAUAAAAAAAGAACAAGAAAACUUAAUGAAAAUAAUCGAUAGUUGUUUAUUAGAUCAAAAAAAAAAAAAGAUAGCGCGAAAUGAGCAUGACAAUUCAACGAAUGAAAUUAAAGAAUUAAAUAAAAAUAAAGCGUCUAGUUUGAACUUUAAAUCCAAUAACAAAUCCAUUGAAAGUAAUAAAAUGUCUUCAGGUGAAGUAGGGAGAACCCAUUACGAGAAACCAAACUUGGACGAUUACAGUUAUAAGUUAAAAGGUAAAAACAAAAUAGAUGAUACCGAUUGCGAAAGUGAUAGUACGGUUUAGUCCAAGGGUAGCUCCGAUCAAGACAUUAUAGACCUACACUAGAAACCAAACUUGGACGGUUACAGUUAUAAGUUUAAGGAUAAAAAUAAAAACAUUGAGUGAUUGCGAAAGCCGAAGCAGCUAAAUAAAAAAAACCCACUAAAAU
Messenger RNA from Adelges cooleyi (spruce gall adelgid), 2216 nucleotides. RefSeq lists its product as uncharacterized. NCBI's taxonomy places the organism in Eukaryota, Metazoa, Arthropoda, Insecta, Hemiptera, Adelgidae. The record is from RefSeq and is a predicted model, not a curated record. The coding region runs from base 8 to 2071 and encodes 687 amino acids. The transcript has 2 exons.